CCUCACUUCCCGUUAUGCUAUCCACUCAACAAACCUUUCAUUCUUGUUAUUUCUGUUCCUUAAACUCUCUCUGUUUCAUUAUUCUUUACAAAAAAACCAAACAAUUAUUAUUAUUAUUAGAAAAUGGUUGCUUUGGUUUCACAAGAAAAUGUUGUGACAUUGGUUUCUCGUACUGGUAGAGAGUUACAACGUUAUAGAAAAGGUCGUCGUCAAGUUGUCGGAUGUAUACCAUAUAGAUAUAAGAUUGGGGAGAAAAAUUCUUUAGAUGUUUCAGAUGAAUUGGAAGUUCUUGUUAUAAGUUCUCAAAAAGGGAAAGGGAUGCUAUUUCCAAAGGGAGGCUGGGAGUUAGAUGAAUCUCAGAAAGAGGCAGCUUUGAGAGAAACCAUAGAGGAAGCUGGUGUGCGUGGCAUUGUUGAGGGUAAAUUGGGUAAAUGGAGCUUCAAGAGUAAGACAUAUGAUACUUUAUAUGAUGGUUACAUGUUCCCUUUACUUGUUCAAGAGCAAUUGGAGUUUUGGCCUGAACAAAACCUUCGUCAAAGAACAUGGAUGAGCAUAAAAGAGGCAAGAGAUGUUUGUCAACACUGGUGGAUGAAAGAGGCUUUGGACAGACUAGUAAACCGUUUGAUGGGUCAAAAACUUGGUCGUGAAAACCAUAUUCUUCGUUCUCUAAAUUGCAUUGGAGAUGCCAAAUCUGACUUGUUAAUAGUGUAAUUUCUUGGAGGGUAGAGCUCAAUUUUUUUGUGUUUCUUGAAGUUGAGGAGAAAGUUAGUAGGAUCCAAUCCAAUGAAUUGAGCCAUAUUAUGAAUAGUAUAUAGUAUUAAUUAAUAUAUAAAUAAUAAUAGAUUUUAGAUCUCACAUAGAAGUUUGAAAUUCCCCAAAUAAAUAUAGUAGUAUUUUUUUCCUAUGAGAAGGGAAUUUUUAUAUCCAUGAAGAAGAGAGAGAGAGAGAUAGGCCCAAUUGAUUUGAACAUGAUUUUUUCUCAUCUUAUAAUGAGAGGAUCAAUUUUCAAUUAUUAAAUGUAUUUUUGUGGGAAUUCACUUCAUAUGUAUUGCAAAACUUAUUGAAAUCCAUUUAGGUGUAACAAACUGAUUGCUUUGCUUUUUUAAGCAAUAGGUUUGUGUUAAUGUAAGAGGGGUGUUAUGAAUAUUUGAUUAUUUGUAUACCCUCUAUGAUAUGAAGGGACAAGGUUUUUUUUUUUAUCCACUUAUUUUUACUGUGUGA
Molecule: messenger RNA, 1221 nt
Organism: Trifolium pratense (red clover)
Lineage: Eukaryota; Viridiplantae; Streptophyta; Magnoliopsida; Fabales; Fabaceae
Product: nudix hydrolase 18, mitochondrial-like
Exons: 5
Coding region: 124-711 (195 amino acids)
Cellular component (GO): cytoplasm; nucleus
Molecular function (GO): pyrophosphatase activity
Source: RefSeq, a predicted model, not a curated record